Molecule: messenger RNA, 1194 nt
Organism: Beauveria bassiana ARSEF 2860
Lineage: Eukaryota; Fungi; Ascomycota; Sordariomycetes; Hypocreales; Cordycipitaceae
Exons: 1
Coding region: 1-1194 (397 amino acids)
Source: RefSeq, a predicted model, not a curated record
AUGAAUCGUGCCUUGAUUCUCUUUAUAGCUAUAGCGGCUUUAUUAGCCAUCGCUCAUCAGUAUCCCAACUACGAGAGAGAUGAUUACCGCCUUGAUUCUAUUGAUGAGAGGGCCGAGGACGAUGCUAAAGUAUUGCACAAGACCACUGCAUCUGCUAUCUCUACCAAUUUGAACAACCGCAACGCCUGCCAUGAAGCGGCAAGCUCAGCAUACACAACGACUCACUCUACUGUCACCACCACCACCACCACCACUACAGAGAAUAUGCUUGUCUGUUCGACCGUCAUACCUCCUGAGACCCCCCUUGAGCAUUGGCUCUACACUAGCGAGAUUGAUGAAAGAGCCUUGAAUGUUCUCAACAGGCCGGAUAUUGCAGGUGCCCAAGUACUCUACAAUUGGAAAUCUCUCGAGUCAAAUAAAGGCGAAUACGACUUUCGCGAGAUCAGGAACGACAUGCAGCGCGUGCAGGCUAAGGGUAAGAAGUUUUGGAUUCAGCUUCAAGACAGAUCCUUCAGCCCACAACUCGACCCAGUACCUAGGUACAUGAAAACAAAUCAUUACAACAACGGCAGUGCACCGCAAUGCGACGGCGAGUCAUGCGAUAAACACUUCAAAAUAGACGGAUGGGUUGCACAGCAAUGGAAUCCUCGGGUACGAGAGAGAUUCCAGGCACUGCUCAAGGCCAUGGCCGAGGAAUUGAAUGGCAAGAUCUACGGCCUCAAUCUCGCGGAAACUUCCAUCGAGGUUGAUACGCAGGCAAAUAACUACACACACGAGGGCUACUUUCUCGGUGAGCUGGAAAAUGCAGGAUACGCAGCCAGUGUAUUCAACAAGACCUUUACCGUACAGUACGUUAAUUUUUGGCCCGAUGGAUGGAACAACACCAAUGGCCGCUUCACCAAGUCAUUUGAAUUCUUUGCAUCGCACUGCGUUGGUGCUGGGGGACCUGAUCUUGCUCCAUACAGGCCAGGGCAAGUGGCAAACUCGUAUCCGUUUAUUGCCGAGUAUCGCAAUAGUCUGCCUAUCACGGUCAUGUCUGUUCAGGAGCCCACCCUAAAUUACACCAACCCCAAGACUGGGUUCAGAUAUACAAAGACAGAGUUUGUCAAAUAUGCUAACGAAGUACUUGGUGUCAAAAUCAUAUUUUGGGCAGCAAAGACGCCUUGGUUGAGUUCAACAGGUGUAGCUAUAUAG